AUGGUUUCCCUCUACAACGCCUCCAUUCCCAUGAUGAUCAAAUACCUCGGGAACCUCAAGCUCAUCCUCACCAAAGCCGAGAAGCACUGCGUCGACAAGGGCCUCGACCCCCAAGAAAUGAUCAAGUUCCGUCUUAUCGCAGACAUGCGAGGGUCCGUGAUCUCCCUAUCCACCUGUCUACCUACCUGCCCACCCACCUCCCCGCAAAGCCCACCCCUGACUAACAUCACCCCUACCCACAGCCUCGACUACCAGGUCCAGUCCUGCUCCAACACCGCAAAAUUCAUGGCAACCCGCCUCGGCAAGCAGGAGGACGUCUUCUUCGCAGACGACGAGACCACCUUCCCCCAGCUCCAGUCCCGUGUCGACCGCACCGUCGACAUCCUCAGGGCCAUCCCGCCCGAGUCAUUCGAGGGCAAGGAGGACGCCGAGGUCAUCCUCGAGUCCAAGAUGGGCAACUUCAAGUUCACGGGGUACACAUACGCAAUCCAAUACGCGUGUCCCAACUUUCACUUCCAUCUGGGUUCUGCGUACUGCAUCCUGCGCCACUUGGGCGUGCCCUUGGGGGCGUUUGAUUACCUUGACUCGCAGAAGGACUUGUUCAUCAAGGUGGACAAGGCUUCUUCUUAG
This is a messenger RNA of Colletotrichum gloeosporioides, 630 nucleotides long. RefSeq lists its product as uncharacterized. The transcript has a single exon. The coding region runs from base 1 to 630 and encodes 209 amino acids. The record is from RefSeq and is a predicted model, not a curated record. Lineage: Eukaryota; Fungi; Ascomycota; Sordariomycetes; Glomerellales; Glomerellaceae.